Serpula lacrymans var. lacrymans S7.9 is the source of this 778-nucleotide messenger RNA. RefSeq lists its product as uncharacterized. NCBI's taxonomy places the organism in Eukaryota, Fungi, Basidiomycota, Agaricomycetes, Boletales, Serpulaceae. The transcript is spliced from 2 exons. The coding region runs from base 489 to 662 and encodes 57 amino acids. The record is from RefSeq and is a predicted model, not a curated record.
AGGGGGGGGGUCGUUACUUUGCUGGUCUUUGAAAAGUCAUUUUUGUACGAGCUUUCUAUUGUGUUGUGGUAUAUAUGUCAAUUUCAUGGAAUGGUUGCGGUGUGGUGGUCGCACACAACACAGACACUGUAUGUACAUGUACACACAGUGAACGUCAAUUUGCAGGGUAAAUUAUGUAUGUGAAUCGCGGGGUCUCAAAACCUUUUGUCUAAUGAAGCGACGCACGGUGCCCGGUUAGUUGUUCCGAAGGGCCCUGGGACCUUUCACUUCACUGUGAUUUUUUUAAUGGGAUAUUGUGUUCGCUGGAAACCCCCGACGCGACUCGGACUCAUCCAACUUGAACGUUCUUGAACUCUCGAACGAGCAGACGUCCGGUCUAAGCCCUCGCAAUGAAUGGGCGAGUUCAGCGUCGUGGCUGAUGCGCAUGUUUGAGUAUGGUCGCUAAAAGCCCCGUCAACGUUCAUGUGCAGCCAUGUUCUCGCAAAUGAAUGUUUUUAACGUCGUACGAGCGCAAGGUUUUGGACGAUGGCGGCCUGAUAAGUUCACGUUUUGGCUACGAGGUUUCCCGAGGACAUAGGCUUCCUCAGGCUGUCGCUCCGUCUAUCACGGCCGCGAAACAUGCGACUGUUUUUCGUGGAGAGAACGAAGAUGGGGUAUUGUGAUGGGUCUUACGUGUUGUGAAAUGUCAGUGCGGGGGGUCCAGGUAGUUUGACCAUAGUUAGUGGGCAGGGACUGCAGCGAUGCUGCCAAAGGAGCUAAUCAAUGAUCGAGUUGAUUU